Babesia ovata is the source of this 420-nucleotide messenger RNA. Its product is annotated as nuclear factor NF3. The transcript has 3 exons. Lineage: Eukaryota; Apicomplexa; Aconoidasida; Piroplasmida; Babesiidae. The coding region runs from base 1 to 420 and encodes 139 amino acids. The record is from RefSeq and is a predicted model, not a curated record.
AUGUUGUUCGCUACCGUCAUCGCCCCCGGCGCCACCGUUACCCCCAAGGACGACUUGGCCAGCAUCGUCCACUUGUCCCAUGUGUGCUUGAACGAGCCCAAGAACAACGAGAAGACCUACUUGCAGCUGGUAGAUGGCAGCAAGACCUUCAACCUCUGCUGCUUGCAGAAGGACGUCCACGAGAGCGCCAACCUCGACAUUUUCUUCUCCGUUACCGGUAACGUCAAGUUGACCACCAAGGGUGGCAAGAACGAGGUCCACGUCACCGGCUACUUCGAGCCCGAGGAGGAGAGCUACGUGUCUGACAGCGACGACGAGGACAUUGACGACGAAGAGGGUGGUGAAGACGAGGAGGAAGGCUCUGAGGAUGAGGAACCCGCCGCCAAGAGGAAGAACCCAGGCAAGGGUAGCAAGAAGUAA